Messenger RNA from Oppiella nova, 330 nucleotides. Lineage: Eukaryota; Metazoa; Arthropoda; Arachnida; Sarcoptiformes; Oppiidae. The record is from the annotation of a GenBank genome assembly.
CAGAUAAAGAGUGCAUCAAAUGUGUCAGUGAUUCGUGACUCACGAACCGCACACUCACGCAGACACUGCACGCAAUUAGUCCAGUGAUUGUCGGUGGUGUUGGUCCAGUGCUUCAUAAUCAUCGCAAUGGUGGUGAGCAAUGGUGAUCAGCCCGUGGCGGACGUGGUCUUCCUAGUCGAGGCGACCGCUAAUCUCAGCCCUUAUGUCGAAAGUCUUAAAACCAAUUACAUUAUCCCAACUCUCGAGUACUUCAGUGGCGGACCUCCUGACGAACGCGACUAUGGCUUCGAUAACAAUGUAUUCACUCUUUUAAUGAUUCAAAUGACAUGA